GCACAAUCUUAGUAAAGCGCUUAUUGAUAUUGAUUCAUUCGGUGUAAUUUUGAUAUUACCGUAGAUCAACCGCAAUCAAAGAUGGAGAGCGAGAAGUACUAUCUUGGUCUUGACUUCAGCACUCAGCAGAUUAAGCUGAUUGCUGUAGAUGACAACUUGAAGGUGGUGUAUGAAGAGCAUAUCAAGUUUGAAACAGAUCUACCAGAAUUUGGGACAGUGGGUGGCACAGUUACAGCCCCUGCUGCAAUGUGGGUCAAGGCUCUGGACAUGCUGUUAGACAAAAUGAUGAAUGAUGGAUUUGAUUUCUCUAAAGUUGCCGGUAUUUCCGGGGAUGGCCAGGAGCUUGCUCGACUUACUGGUUCCCGUGGUUUUGAAAGAUAUACUGGUACCCAGAUUAUGAAAAUAUAUCAGACAAACAAAGAGGCGUAUGACAAUACAGAGAGGAUUUCAUUGGUUAGUAGUAUGGCUGCCUCAUUAUUUAUUGGAGAUUACGCACCUAUAGAUUAUGGUGAUGGUUCAGGUAUGAACAUCCUGGACAUCAGGAAUAAAGUCUGGUCAGCAAAGUGUUUACAGGCAUGUGGUCCUGGUUUAGCAGACAAAUUAGGAGAACCUGUAUCCUCAAAAACUGUUGUUGGUUCUGUGUCCUCCUAUAUGUGUAAAAAAUAUGGGUUCCAACCAUCAUGUAAAGUUGUGGCAUUUACAGGUGAUAAUAUGUGUUCCCUGGCGGGACUAGCUCCUAAAAAGGGUGAUGUGAUGGUAAGUCUUGGUUCAAGCGACACAGUGUUUCUAUGGUUACAUGAGGCCACACCCGGAACAGAUGGUCAUAUAUUUGUAAAUCCACUUGAUUCAAACACAUUCAUGGGCCUUGUUUGCUUCAAGAAUGGUUCUCUUACACGUGAGAAUGUGAUGAACCGUUGUGCAGGAUCAUGGGAAAAAUUUAACGAAAUGCUGAGUAAAACCCCACCAGGCAAUAAUGGCAAUAUAGGAAUUUACUUUGACAAGAAAGAAAUACAACCAGUUGUGAGAGGCAUCUUUAGAUUUAAUGAAAACAAUGAACAGGUUGAAAGUUUCACACCAGAGGUAGAAGUGCGGGCAGUGUUAGAGAGUCAGUUUCUUGCGAGACUCAUGUAUGCUAAACUUUGUGGAUUACAAAUAGGUCCCGAAUCACGUGUGAUUGCUACAGGUGGUGCCUCGGCUAAUCCAGCUAUACUCCAGAUAAUAGCUGAUAUAUUCAACACAACUGUAUAUAUCACAGAUGUCCCAAACUCAGCAGCUUUAGGUGCAUGCUACAGGGCCAAACAUGCAAUGAUGCCAGAGGGUACACCAUACAGUGAGAUAGUGAAGAAUUUACCUGAGCCUGUUUGUGCUUGUAAACAUACACCUGGUCUAGAAAAGGUAUAUAUGCCUAUGAUGGAAAGAUACAGGAAACUGGAGGAGAAAAUUUCUGCCAUGUGAGGAAAUACAAUAAGAAAAGAGACACUAGGGGAUAAUAUAUCCACACCAUGUUUUAUAACCAGGUUAUGGGGAGCACAUGUGAUUAUAUUGAUAUCAUACGGGAAGAUUUGUAUAAUAAACAAGAAUUUCAAAGUGAUUUUGUAAGUGUAAGGGAAUUUUUCAGGAAAAGGUGUACUUAUUGAUAGAUUGCGGUUAGAUAUGGCUAUGUGCUUUAGAUAAUGAUGUGUGCUGGUGAUAUAUUGUAGGUCAGGGCUCUUGUUUGAUAAAAUUUGGGGCCGAAUAUGGGCCCCAUUCCCCCAUUAAAAUUGCAUGUUUUUUUCCUUGCCUAAUACAAAAAAAAAAAACAAAAAAAAAUCGAAAAUAAUAUUUAACAGCCAUAGAUCAGUGAUAAAGUUGAAUUUUUAUACAAAGUAUCAAAGAUGUAUUCAUUUUUAUUGGAAAUAAACAAAAUUGUUCUAGACAGUA
Messenger RNA from Ruditapes philippinarum (Manila clam), 1920 nucleotides. RefSeq names its product xylulose kinase-like. The record is from RefSeq and is a predicted model, not a curated record. Lineage: Eukaryota; Metazoa; Mollusca; Bivalvia; Venerida; Veneridae. The transcript is spliced from 17 exons. The coding region runs from base 82 to 1455 and encodes 457 amino acids. Gene Ontology annotation, biological process: xylulose metabolic process. Gene Ontology annotation, cellular component: cytosol. Gene Ontology annotation, molecular function: D-xylulokinase activity.